Phytophthora nicotianae INRA-310 is the source of this 204-nucleotide messenger RNA. RefSeq lists its product as hypothetical. The record is from RefSeq and is a predicted model, not a curated record. NCBI's taxonomy places the organism in Eukaryota, Oomycota, Peronosporomycetes, Peronosporales, Peronosporaceae. The coding region runs from base 1 to 204 and encodes 67 amino acids. The transcript has a single exon.
AUGAAGGCGAUUCUUAUACUGGCAAGACAAACGGACACGGGAGUCGAAGGAGGAGUGACUGGCCCAGUCGAGAAAAAUCUGGUGCUUGAUUGUCUGAUGGUAGCCUACGUGAAGAUUUGGAGAACAUUUUCUGGUUUCCUGGGAAGACGCAAGGAGUUUCACAACCGACACUAUUCUCGUCGCGGACCAGAUAACACAGAGUAA